Molecule: messenger RNA, 3287 nt
Organism: Callithrix jacchus (white-tufted-ear marmoset)
Lineage: Eukaryota; Metazoa; Chordata; Mammalia; Primates; Cebidae
Gene: ITIH2
Product: inter-alpha-trypsin inhibitor heavy chain 2
Biological process (GO): hyaluronan metabolic process
Molecular function (GO): serine-type endopeptidase inhibitor activity
Source: RefSeq, a predicted model, not a curated record
ACCGUCUGACAGGCCGUGCAGUCUAACAACGGACGGUGCGUGCAGAAAUACUCGGUAACGAUCGAUUGGUUGAUUGGCUGCUCAGUUUCCUGUAAUGAGUAUCUACACCGUCUCUUAGCCAGCAAAGACUGCAAUCCCCCACCCUCUUGAAAUGAAGCCUGGCCAUGUGGCUUGCGGGGGCCAGUGAACUACAAGUGGAAACGCCGUGCCACGUGUCCAGUAGGAAGAAGUGAUAUCCUCCCCAGACCAUCUGCUUUGGGGAGCUUGGCAAAACUCUCCAGCAAAAUGAAACGACUCACGUGCUUUUUCAUCUGCUUCUUUCUUUCUGAAGUACCAGGCUUCGAAAUCCCCAUAAAUGGACUUUCUGAGUUUGUAGAAUAUAAAGAUCUGGUGGAACUGGCCCCAGGAAAAUUUCAAUUUGUGGCAGAGAACCAGAGAUAUCAGAGGAGCCUUCCGGGAGAAUCGGGAGAAACCUUGGAAGAGGUUGAUCAAGUAACUCUUUAUACCUAUAAAGUCCAGUCCACCAUCACUUCUCGGAUGGCCACCACCAUGAUCCAGAGCAAACUGGUGAACAACUCCCCGCAGCCUCAGAAUGUCAUGUUUGAUGUUCAGAUUCCCAAAGGAGCCUUCAUUUCCAACUUCUCCAUGACUGUGGAUGGCACAACAUUUAGGAGUUCUAUUAAGGAGAAAACUGUGGGCCGAGCUCUCUACGCACAGGCCAGAGCAAAAGGCAAGACGGCUGGCUUGGUGAGGAGCAGGGCUCUUGACAUGGAAAACUUCAGAACAGAAGUCAAUGUCCUCCCAGGAGCAAAGGUGGAGUUCGAGCUUCACUACCAGGAGGCGAAGUGGAGGAAGCUGGGCUCCUACGAACACAGGAUCUAUCUGCAGCCCGGACGGCUGGCCAAACACUUGGAAGUAGACGUGUGGGUUGUAGAACCUCAGGGAAUGAGAUUUCUUCAUGUUGCUGACACAUUUGAAGGCCAUUUCGAUGGUGUUCCAGUCAUUUCUAAAGGACAACAGAAGGCUCACGUCUCCUUCAAGCCCACAGUAGCACAGCAGAGAAUAUGCCCCAACUGCCGGGAGACUGCGGUAGACGGGGAACUGGUGGUGCUGUAUGACGUGAGCAGAGAAGAGAAGGCUGGUGAACUGGAGGUGUUUAAUGGAUAUUUUGUCCACUUCUUUGCUCCUGACAACCUGGACCCAAUUCCCAAAAACAUCCUCUUUGUCAUCGAUGUGAGUGGCUCGAUGUGGGGAGUUAAAAUGAAACAAACUGUGGAAGCAAUGAAGACCAUAUUGGAUGACCUCAGAGCGGAAGACCAUUUCUCUGUGGUUGAUUUCAACCACAACAUUCGAACUUGGAGGAAUGAUUUAAUUUCAGCUACAAAAACACAGGUUGCAGAUGCCAAGAGGUAUAUAGAGAAAAUCCAGCCCAGUGGAGGCACAAACAUCAACGAGGCACUCCUGCGGGCCAUCUUCAUUUUGAAUGAGGCCAAUAACAUGGGACUGCUGGACCCCAACUCUGUCUCGCUGAUCAUCCUGGUUUCUGAUGGAGACCCAACAGUGGGUGAACUAAAACUGUCAAAAAUCCAGAAAAAUGUGAAGGAGAACAUCCGUGACAAUAUCUCCUUAUUCAGUUUGGGCAUGGGAUUUGACGUGGACUAUGAUUUUUUGAAGAGACUCUCCAAUGAAAACCGUGGAAUUGCUCAAAGGAUUUAUGGAAACCAGGACACAUCCUCCCAGCUUAGGAAAUUCUACAACCAGGUCUCCACUCCAUUGCUCCGGAACGUUCAGUUCAACUAUCCCCAGACAGCAGUCACAGACGUCACUCAAAACAGUUUCCACAACUACUUUGGAGGUUCAGAGAUUGUGGUGGCGGGAAAAUUUGACCCUGCUAAAUUGGACCAAAUACAGAGCAUUAUCACUGCGACUUCGGCUAACACGGAGUUAGUCUUGGAGACCCUGGCCCAGAUGGAUGACUUGCAGGAUUUUCUAUCAAAAGACAAGCAUGCAGAUCCCGAUUUCACCAAGAAACUGUGGGCCUAUCUAACCAUCAACCAACUGCUAGCUGAACGAAGUCUGGCUCCUACCGCUGCUGCCAAGAGAAAAAUUACAAGAUCCAUCCUGCAGAUGUCUCUGGACCACCACAUUGUGACUCCGCUGACCUCGUUGGUGAUUGAGAAUGAGGCCGGGGAUGAGCGCAUGCUGGCGGACGCCCCGCCCCAGGAUCCCUCCUGCUGCUCAGGGGCCCUGUAUUACGGCAGCAAAGUGCCUUCAAGUUCCAUCCCGUCUUGGGCCAGUCCUUCCCCAACACCCAUGACCUCCAUGCAGGCAGAAGGAGCUAAGGUGCUGGAGUCCACGCCACCCCCACAUGUGAUGAGAGUUGAAAAUGACCCACACUUCAUCAUUUAUCUGCCAAAAAGCCAAAAGAACAUUUGUUUCAAUAUUGACUCCGAACCUGGAAAAAUCCUCAACCUGGUUUCUGACCCAGAAUCAGGAAUUGCAGUCAAUGGUCAGCUUGUUGGUGCCAAGAAGCCCAACAAUGGAAAACUAAGCACCUAUUUUGGGAAACUGGGAUUUUAUUUCCAAAGUGAAGACAUGAAAAUAGAAAUCAGCACCAAGACCAUCACCGUGAGCUGUGGUUCUAGCACCUCCACCUUGUCCUGGGCCGACACUGCUCAAAUCAUGAAUCAGAGGGUGCUGACCUCAGUAAAGAAAGAAAAAGCGGUAACUAUCACCGUGGGUAAAGAGAUGUCCUUUUCUGUUUUACUGCAUCGGGUCUGGAAGAAGCAUCCCAUCAAUGUCGACUUUCUGGGAAUCUACAUACCCGCUACAAACAAGUUUUCACCCACUGCACAUGGACUAAUAGGCCAGUUCAUGCAGGAGCCAAAGAUACACAUCUUCAAUGAGAGACCGGGAAAGGACCCCAAGAAGCCAGAGGCCAGCAUGGAAGUGAAAGGACAGAAGCUGAUUGUCACCAGAGGCUUACAGAAAGACUACAGAACGGACGUGGUGUUUGGAACGGAUGUCCCCUGCUGGUUCGUGCACAACAGUGGGAAAGGCUUCAUCGACGGGCAUUACAAGGAGUACUUCGUGCCUCAGCUCUACAGCUUUCUCAGACGCCCUUGACAGUUUCCAGUUUGGGAAAUUAUAUAUAUAUAUAUAUAAGUAUACAUUUUCCCAGUCACUUUUGCAAAUAUCCUUCGGUUUGAAUAACUAAAACCAACCAGGUAUCGGGUGGUUUACAAAGCCUGUAAACACAGCUGAAGAAAAUAAACAUUUUCAAAUGA